UGCUUGUCAUUCCACGUGCUUUUGCUGAGUUUGUAAAAGAGAAACUUGGAUGGUGGAUUAACAAGAACACUGACGUUUUGUGGAAAGUGUCAAAUUGGAGAAUACUGAAUUUUCACCCUAGUCAAGCAGCUCUGCUGCUCACGUAAAUACAGAUGAAUGAAGACCCCAUUCGGAAAGUCACCUGGCCAGCGGUCCAGAGCUGAUGCAGGCCAUGCUGGAGUGUCUGCAAACAUGAUGAAGAAGAGGACAUCCCACAAAAAACAUCGGAGCAAUGUGGGGCCAAGCAAGCCUGUGUCCCAACCCCGGCGGAACAUCGUUGGCUGCAGGAUCCAGCAUGGGUGGAGAGAGGGCAAUGGCCCUGUCACCCAGUGGAAGGGGACUGUCCUGGACCAGGUGCCCGUAAAUCCUUCUUUGUAUCUUAUAAAAUACGAUGGAUUUGACUGUGUUUAUGGACUAGAACUUAAUAAAGAUGAAAGAGUUUCUGCACUCGAAGUCCUCCCUGAUAGAGUUGCAACAUCUCGAAUCAGCGAUGCACAUUUAGCAGACACAAUGAUUGGUAAAGCGGUGGAACAUAUGUUUGAGACAGAGGAUGGCUCUAAAGAUGAAUGGAGGGGCAUGGUCUUAGCACGGGCACCUGUCAUGAACACAUGGUUUUACAUCACUUAUGAGAAAGACCCUGUCUUGUACAUGUACCAGCUCUUAGAUGACUAUAAAGAAGGUGACCUUCGCAUCAUGCCCGAUUCUAAUGAUUCACCUCCAGCAGAAAGGGAACCAGGAGAAGUUGUGGACAGCCUGGUAGGCAAACAAGUGGAAUAUGCCAAAGAAGAUGGCUCAAAAAGG
Messenger RNA from Octodon degus (degu), 840 nucleotides. It is a transcript of the gene Spin1, whose product is annotated as spindlin 1. The annotation marks the transcript as partial. Gene Ontology annotation, cellular component: nucleoplasm; cytosol. The record is from RefSeq and is a predicted model, not a curated record. Lineage: Eukaryota; Metazoa; Chordata; Mammalia; Rodentia; Octodontidae. Gene Ontology annotation, biological process: regulation of DNA-templated transcription; gamete generation. The transcript is spliced from 6 exons.